This is a messenger RNA of Triplophysa dalaica, 2202 nucleotides long. RefSeq lists its product as uncharacterized. The coding region runs from base 148 to 711 and encodes 187 amino acids. The record is from RefSeq and is a predicted model, not a curated record. NCBI's taxonomy places the organism in Eukaryota, Metazoa, Chordata, Actinopteri, Cypriniformes, Nemacheilidae. The transcript is spliced from 4 exons.
GAUCAGGUGCGGUCAUCUCGAGACUGCGGCGGAGCUGCGGCUUCCUCAGCAUCAGCAUCUCCAUCAACUCGCAUCCCGCGGAGACUAUAGUUACCUGACUUGCAGACUAAAGAGGAUAUUUAAUUUGUAUCCUGCUGGGAGGAAGCAAUGACGUCUCAUCCAUCAAUUUCUAUUUGUAUCCUGUUUUUGUGUCUGUCAUCUAUGGUGGGUGUGGUCAGUGCCACAGACCCAUACCAGAAACCCGGCUUCUUGGACUUUGACUCAUGGUUCUGGCACACUCCUCGAGGGCCACAAAUGUUUUCUUGCAUUACUUACAUAGAGAGAAAUCUUCGGGUUGACUGUAUAUUCCCAGAGACUUACAAGAUCCCCGGACCAUUUUGUGAGUUCAAACAGGAUGGGAGACUUAUGGGAUCCACCUACCCAAACACUCCAGUUCAGCUGAUACCCCCUAUUGAGACCCGACGGCGAGUCAAUGUCUCCUUGGUGGCCUCUAACAUUUGUCGCCUCACCUGGAUGCCCUUGUCCGAUGACCGUGCAUACAUGUACACCUGCAGGGUUUACCAGGGCAGCACCUGGAAAGAGAACAGUAUGGCGUUCCACCAAAGAAAUCUACUGCUGUGUUCUGCCAUAAGCAUAUUGUUCCACACAGGACCAUGGUUGCUUGGAGUUGUCAUAUCACUUCCAGUGUCUCUUGGGUUCUUGUCAGGAUGACCAGUCGCACAUCUAGCAAGCUAAAACAUUUCAUCCUCUCAAAAUUGUGAACUUUCUUUUAGAUUUACUCUUUGUUUGUUUUGAAUUGAAUUUUUUGAAGCAAUGAAAACACUUUAUGUGCGAAAAACAAACCAAAAUAAUGACUUCGAUAUAUAAUCGAUAUAUUCUCCUCUGUCUUGUCUUUCUAUGGUGCGUUUUCACAAGAGUACUUCAACAGAUGCGCAUUCCGUGGAGGGAUACGGCGGCAUUCUGACUUACAACCGCAUUCUGACUGACAACGUGGAAGCGCAACUCUGUGUGUACAAACGCACGCUGUCAUAAACUGAUUUUCACAAAAUGUCUGAUGAUUUCGAUAUUGAGGAAGACUUGCAAUUUUUUGCCCGACCUAUUGCGCAUGCAUUAUGAAAUUAACUUUUUCUUUAAAGGACAAACAGCUAUUGUUGCAGGAACUAUCACAAAAGUAACCAUAUUUAUGUUCAUGAUAAAUUCCUUUCUAUGACAGGACAGGACAGGACAGUCUGAUAUGAUCAUAUAGUCAGAUUACUGUUGCUUGUCAGUUUGCAAUCAUACUGCCAUGUUAAUGCAUGGUGCAGAGCACCAAACAAUAAAUGCCUAAACUUGAAAUGAUCUUCUUCAUCCAAAAGAUACAUACUUUGUUAUCAGAUUGUUUGUUAUUGGUCUGAUAUAUGAUAGUCAUGUGUCAUGUGUCAUGUAUACAUACAAUAGUCAUCCGUUCCUUGACAACUCAUAUGCUUGGAUAUAGUUUUUCUAAUCUUUCUAGAAAUAACUGUCUGAUUCAUUAUAAUCUAGAAUCUGGUUGAUUGGUUGGCUGGUUUAUUGAUCCUUGUUAUUUGUACAGUUCAAAAUGCAUCAUAGUGAUGCUAAAACACUUUAUCAUGGCCAUGACAACUCUGUUUGUUUCCUGCACUGUUUAUGGACGGCCCUGAAGGACACACCCUUUGCUCACAUAUUGUAUUGCAGAACUUGCACAUGAUGCACAUGUCAGCACUUGUAUCCUGUUCACAAAAACAAUUCAAGGACCAUUCUUAAGGAAACAUUCCCAAACGCUAGUGAUAUUUAAUGACAUCAUGAAAGCAAUCUAAGUAAGCUUGACAUAAGUAGAUUUUUACUAGCACAUAUAUUUGUGUGUCUUCCAUUGUAAUCGCAUGUACCGUGGAGCUUCUUUAUGCACAAGCUUAAUUGCAUUGCAUUCCCCACAUGACCCCCACCCCAUCUCUAUGUGCCCUAGGUUUGAUUAAGGUAUAACCAAACUGUGCUGCAUAUAUUAGCCUUGAUUAAGUCUAUAAUGACUCACAGUAAUUGCAUUGCACUAUACUCAUGCACUGACAUGCAAAUUUCAUGCACUUAUAAUUUUGUGGGAAAAUUUGGAUUUAUUUUUUCACUGUGUUCUACUAUGUCAUUUUAUGAAUGAUCUACAGUAUGUCACAGAAUUCAAUAAAGGAACGCAGAGAGUAAAGCGUGUAUAUGUUA